AUGGAUCCGGAGCAGACCUUCAUUCGCGUGCAGGAGAGGUUUUCGCAGAUGCUGACGCCCAAAGUCAGAGUUGCUCUGGAGUAUCUCUACCUAGUCAUUGCCAUAACCUUCUUCUGCAUUCUCGUUGUUAUGCACGCUAAUUACGUUCAGCAGCCUGGGUGUUCAAGUGAGCUAUCUGGAGUUUUGACAUCAGAAGCCCAACUUAUUCAGAUUAAGAUAACUAGUGCCGGCCUGUGGUCUCAUAAUGAUUCUGAAUCAAACAGAAUAGAUCCCCCUGAAACAGAAGUUGUAAAAGAUAAAAUUGAGUUUUCUGAUGCCAGUGCAGAUAAAUUGACAAUUUUGGCUUCCAAGUUUUGGUGGAACUGGAUUGGUUUAAGUUCUAGGAGAGGAAAAUUGGUAUUCAAGUUUUGGAAAACUGACACCGAGUUUCUUGAACAUCAAGCUGAAACCUCUACAAGUAACCAAAACACUAGGCCUGUGGUUGAAGAUGCUGUCAUCAAAAUUGAUAAGGAUGAGCCACCAAAAAGUUUUACUUUAUCUGCCAAAGAGACACUAAAAGCAGCAAUUAUACAUUUUGGUAAAAAGUGGUAUAGGCGUAUCUCAUUUAUUUGGAGACACACAAUGCAGAUUAUUGGAAGUUUCCAGAAGCUGUGGAAUAUUGCUGGUGUACAUCUAAAUCUUGAUGUUCCCAAAUGGAUGCAUAUCCUUCGUUUGGACAAGCUUAACACUAAUGCAGUGCAGUGGUUUAGAAAGAAAUGCCAGUUAUUUGAACCUACAUAUCUGUACACUAUGGAAAAGGGCUAUUUCUUGUUACCUGAAAGUGCUAAGUCUCUUCAUAAUAUACGUACCAUGAAUGUUAGCAUAUCAGCUUCGCACUCCUGCUUUGGAAACAAGUGGCAGCAAUUACUCAUAAACAGAUUUGUCGGAUAUGAUACGAUUUUAAUCAAUAGUUUAUUGAGUUCUCCUGGUCAAGGUUAUCUUUAUAACUAUCAAUCGAAGGAAUUCUAUAACCUUAGUUAUGCACAAGAAGCUCCUGAAGGCCCAGCUAGGUUUGGAGACUACCUAGUAACGAAGUGUGGCGUGCUUAUGAUGUCCUUGUUUGUAUUUUUUACUACCACAAUGUCAGUAUCAUUUACAUUAAGAGAAACACAGACUCGAAUGCUGAAGUUCACGGUGCAGCUUCAACAUCAUGCACGACAUCGCCUUCCAACAUUUCAGCUGAUCUUUGUACAUGUGAUUGAAUCACUCGUUUUUGUUCCUAUUAUGAUUGGGAUUCUGUUUUUUCUCUUUGAGUUUUAUGAUGAUCAGCUUCUUGCCUUCAUGGUCUUGAUUCUUGUCUGGUUGUGCGAACUUUUUACUCUCAUUAGUGUGCGAACGCCGAUAUCAAUGAAGUUCUUUCCUCGGUUCUUUUUGCUGUAUUUCCUGGUCUUCCACAUAUAUUUCUUCUCUUAUGCGUAUGGUUUUUCAUAUUUGGCGCUCUCUACAACUGCAGCUUUUAUGCAACACCUUAUCCUGUACUUUUGGAAUCGGUUUGAGGUACCAGCAUUGCAAAGGUACAUGCAAAAUAGACGGUCACAGCUUCAACAACACCCAGAUUUCCACAUUACCUCUUCUACUAUUCUUGCAUCAACGUUACAUAUCACAAGAUUGAACACAAGAAACCAGGGAUUAAGUAACACGGAUUUGCCGACUGGUGCAGGACUGAGACCUGGUUUUGAUCAAUCAAUGCCUGAAAAUGGAGGAGGAGUUGGCGACCCUCAAGCACGGUCAGAAAAUAAUCGAGACAGGGUUGCGAACCAGACAGAGAUUCCUGAGCAAGCUGACAACCGACAAGCAGAAAGGGGUGCGAACCCUGGAUCCAUGAAUUCAUUCAGUUCUUUGUUAUUAUGGAUCUUAGGAGGUGCUUCGUCUGAGGGCCUGAACUCAUUUUUAUCCAUGUUCAGAGACGUGAGAGAGCAAGGACAAGUUUUUAAUAAUGAAACACCCGGGGCUGGGGUUGAAAACCGUGAGAAUCAGGAUAACAAUUACAGAUAG
Molecule: messenger RNA, 2034 nt
Organism: Sphenostylis stenocarpa
Lineage: Eukaryota; Viridiplantae; Streptophyta; Magnoliopsida; Fabales; Fabaceae
Source: the annotation of a GenBank genome assembly